Schizophyllum commune H4-8 is the source of this 1065-nucleotide messenger RNA. RefSeq lists its product as uncharacterized. Bases 1 to 1065 code for a protein of 354 amino acids. The record is from RefSeq and is a predicted model, not a curated record. NCBI's taxonomy places the organism in Eukaryota, Fungi, Basidiomycota, Agaricomycetes, Agaricales, Schizophyllaceae. The transcript is spliced from 3 exons.
AUGUCGUCGAGCCGGCUCUCCAGGCGAGCAUCCUUGAGGAACGCGACCGCCGCAUUCGACGCUGCCGACGCGCUCAAUAGCAUCAAGAAGACAGCUAAGCGCAGGGGCCGCCCGCCCAAGGCCAAGGCAGAUCCCGCUCCCCGCGCCAACAAGAAGGUCGUCACCGCGGAAGCCAAGGCUGUCGUCGUCGCACAUAUCAAGGCCAAUGAGUCGCUCGAUACCCCACGCGGCGCAGCAGACGUUGCGGACGGCGACCCUCAGGCUCAAUACGGCGAGAUCGGCUAUCAAUGGUGGCUGGAGCCCGGAUCGACGACUGAGGAAGAGGACGAGGAAGAGGAGGAGCGGCCUAGGGCCCCCGACCUCGAAGAGUGUCUACAGGACCCAAUGUGGUGUACCGAGCCGUGCCAUAAUGGGUGUACCAAUGGCGAGAUAUUCCGGGCGUUCAAGCGGGCGUACAUCAAAUACGGUGCAACGUGGCCGCCCGACUUUGAGCGCAAGCGCACGAGGGUGCGUAGCCGGAAGGCAAUCGCGGGACUGGAGGCGGAGUGGCGCGAGAGGGAGAAGACCGAGCAGGCGAAACGGCCUCGUAAGGCUAAGAACGUCACCGCCCAGGACAGCGUGGCGUCCUUCGUCAGCUACGACUCCUACAUGUCGCCUUCGGUCCCGGGGUCUACGUGCUCAGACCAAGAACCCUCGAGCGACGCGGAGGAGUUCCUCAAGGAGCAUCUCGAUGCGGCGGGGAGGCGCCCAGCGAGGUUCGACUUCGAGGAAGACGACGCGUGGGACGCCGAGGAAGAGGCGCCGCAAGCAGGGCCGUCGCGUCCGCGCUGGCAGCGGAUGCAGGAAGACGAGGACGAAGGCGACAUGUCGGGGACCCUGUGCGAUGAGGACGUGAUAAUGGGCGAGGCAGAGGACGAGGACGAGACGAUGGGCGAUGACGAGAGCGAGUCCGACACUUACGAUUCCGACUACGAGGACACGGACUACAAGGGCAAAGGGAAGCAGAGGGCGGAACCUGUGCAUCACCUGCGGAAUCACAAGGGUAAGGGCAAGGCGCGUCUUUAG